Trypanosoma cruzi is the source of this 687-nucleotide messenger RNA. Its product is annotated as trans-sialidase, putative. Bases 1 to 687 code for a protein of 228 amino acids. The transcript has a single exon. The record is from RefSeq and is a predicted model, not a curated record. Lineage: Eukaryota; Euglenozoa; Kinetoplastea; Trypanosomatida; Trypanosomatidae.
AUGCUCUCACGUGUUGCUGCAGUCAUGGCGCCCCGCACACACAACCGUCGCCGCAUGACCGGAUCCGGCGGAAAGAGGAGGGAAGGAGGAGAGGGUGAGCCGCCGAGGCCCAACAUGUCCCGGCGUGUGUUUGAUUCUGCGGUGCUGCUCCUCCUCGUCUUGAUGAUGUGCUGCGGCACUGGUGAAGCUGCUGCCGCCGGGGGCGGUAAGUCAAUUAUUGCCAUUAAUCCAUUUACAGGGACGAAAAGGAUAGAUGCCACUUGGCAGGACGUUGGGAUCAAUACCGAAAGUGCUUCGCUCCGCGUCCCCAGCCUUGUUGAGGUGCAGGGUCAUUUAUUUGCUAUUGCUGAAGCCCAUUGCAAGGAUGGAGACAAGUGCAGCGACGUCAGCUUUACUGGGAUUGCGUCAAAGUACCUUGGUUUAAAUGUUGAUGCUGGUCCAACGGAGAUCUCGACGGCAGAUGCAAGUAUCUUUGGCGCAGAUCUUCUAAAGGAAGGGUCUGAGGGUAUCAACACCUCAAACGGCAUAAAGCGACCAACGACACUUGUACUUGGGGAAAGCGUUUACGUGCUCCUGGGAAACUACAGCCAUACAAGGCCGCAGGUUGAAGGUAAGAAUGAGCGGGGCCUUUUACUCGUGAAGGAACUGUCGCUGAUGAGGGUGGAAAGAAGAAAUCAGAUGGAAUGA